UGGGCGCGCACGGAAACACACACAGUCACCAGCCACCGACGGUUUCGGACCCGAUGGCUGCCUCUGCUCGCCACCUCUUCCUCGCUGCCUUAUCAGUGGCCGUGCUCGCCGUCGCGGCGCCUCGCUCGGCGGACGCGUGGGGCGGUGGCCGCUUCUUCUUCAGCAAGACCGCGCGUCCCGCGGAAGCCACCGUUGAGCCCGACAAGGCUGCGUCCGUGCCCACCCACGCCGCGGCCGCGGACACCGAUGCCGCGCCGGCGUUCUCGCGCCCCUCGACGGGCGGCGGCAGCGGCCGUGGGUACGGGCUCUACGGCCGCCCCGAGGAGAACUACCCGCCGGACUACUUCCGCCGUGGCGUGCACCGCAACGCCGAGAAGCUGACGACGACGACGACCGACGUGCCGGCCACCGCAGGUACCGUGGAGGCGGCGGGCCCUGUAAGAGGCCGCGGUGGCGACCGCGAACGCGUCCGGACGACGUUCCCCGAAGACGGCAGCGGUAGGGGCCGGCCGCCCACCGACGUGCCGGCCACCACCACCCGCACCGAGGAGGCAGGAGGCGCCGGAGGAGACCUCGACGGCGUCCAGCCGUACCCGGAAAACGGCAGCGGCAGGGGCCGGCCACCGUGGUACUACACGGGCUUCCACAGGCAGCAGGAGCAGGAGCAGCGGGACUACGGGAUGAGCGACACGAGGCUGUACCAGAACGGCCGCUACUACUACGACGUGGAGGCCGGCAGGUACGGCUACGGCCGCGAGUCGAACCCCAUGCGGACGCGCCCCGACGUGGAGGAGGAGGAGUUCGGCUCCGGGUACGGCCGACCCCGAGGCGGUAGCUACCACCAGCAGCAGCAGUACGGCAACGGCGAGGAGUUCGGGAAUGCAGCCAUGGAUCGGAACACGAACGGCGGGUUCCAGGAGGAAGCAGGCCAGAGCGGAUUAUACAUUCCAUGAGUUUGCAUCGUGUCAUGUGUCAGUACUCAGUCGUGUGUUACUACUACUACUACCAGUGGUGAUCGCAUCGUGUGCUCUCCUCGUUUGCUGCAAUCGAGUAGUUUGUGGGUAGAACCAGCUGCCUGCUUCUGUGCACGCCUACGUGCACUGACGGUGACGCAACCAAUGAAUUAAGUAGUGUGUGUGUGUACGUACUACAAUAGAAUCUUGUACUGUGUAUUGCAGAUCAAAAUGCCCACUGUAUAUCCACGUUACUGUUCAUGUGUCGGUGCACGCUGAUCCAA
This is a messenger RNA of Sorghum bicolor (sorghum), 1237 nucleotides long. RefSeq lists its product as uncharacterized. The record is from RefSeq and is a predicted model, not a curated record. The transcript has a single exon. Lineage: Eukaryota; Viridiplantae; Streptophyta; Magnoliopsida; Poales; Poaceae. The coding region runs from base 54 to 953 and encodes 299 amino acids.